GUUAAAGUGGUAAUGGCGGAGGACAAGAAAGCAGGAGCUGGCAAGAAGGGCGCCAAGAAAAUCAUUAAGAAGGUCCCUCCCAAGGGCGGCAAGAAGAGGAAGAAGGCCAGGAAGGAGAGCUACUCCAUCUACAUCUACAAGGUGAUGAAGCAGGUCCACCCGGACACCGGCAUCUCCUCCCGGGCCAUGAGCAUCAUGAACUCGUUCGUCAACGACAUCUUCGAGCGCAUCGCUGGCGAGGCUUCCCGCCUGGCCCACUACAACAAGCGGCAGACCAUCAGCUCCCGGGAGAUCCAGACCGCCGUGCGCCUGCUGCUGCCCGGGGAACUGGCCAAGCACGCCGUGUCGGAGGGCACCAAGGCGGUGACAAAGUACACCAGCUCCAAGUAGAAACACGGACACAUUUGCAGAAAAGCAUCCCAAAGGCUCUUUUAAGAGCCACUCAUAUUCUCUCUGACGAGCGAUGACUUUUUUUAUAUAGGUUCCGUUUUGUAUUUUCUAAAACAAUUAAAUUAGUGUUCUCACA
Carcharodon carcharias (great white shark) is the source of this 526-nucleotide messenger RNA. Its product is annotated as late histone H2B.L4-like. Gene Ontology annotation, molecular function: structural constituent of chromatin; DNA binding; protein heterodimerization activity. NCBI's taxonomy places the organism in Eukaryota, Metazoa, Chordata, Chondrichthyes, Lamniformes, Lamnidae. The record is from RefSeq and is a predicted model, not a curated record. Bases 13 to 390 code for a protein of 125 amino acids. The transcript has a single exon. Gene Ontology annotation, cellular component: nucleosome.